CGGCACUGACCUGAAAUAUGGCCGGGAAACAUCGGAGGCUCUCCGGCAAGCCCUGUUUCCUGGAGCAGACACAGCGUCGACGCCGUACGGCGUGAUACUGACGCUCACAGGGUUUGUGACCUAUACAUCCCACAUCGAGGCGCAACUGAGCGCCCUGGUGCCCGUCAGUCAGGCGCUUUGGGAUGGAGCGUUCCUCACCGCCGUGAAUGAUGCAAAGUCGCGCAUUGAGCGGGUGCAGAAAUGGGCAAAGCACCAGCUUGCGGUUCGAAGUGCUCAGACGCUCAUUGUACCUAGUAGCGACGUCAUCAGGUCCGACAUGCAGUGGCCCGGCUGAACGCUGCAUCCGCCCGCUGACGAACUAUGACGAGGGUUUUCGUAAACCAAUGGAGAUUGAUGGACAGUUUUAAUAUGCUUGCAUGACAGUAGCGGUAGGCGGUGGAUGAUACAAAUUCAUACUCAUUCCCUUCCACCAUCAUGCACAUUGCAUACACAGAAGCCCGCAGACGUAUCGCAGCUGUAGCAGCGGAACGUCGAGAUAGCUUCUUGCGUGAUGGGGAGACUGUGCCUCUGCACCAGGCCGUCGGUCGUACGGUCAAAACCAGCCUCUUCAGUCCCGCUUCCACGCCGACAUGUGACACUUCGGCGAUGGACGGGUUCGCGGUGUGCUCCGCACUAACAGCGUCAGCCUCGCCUCAAACUCCCUUGAUGCUUCGCGUCGUCGGAUCCAUCGUAGCCGGCGACGAGGCAAGCACUUUCUUCGACACCGACGUUGUUGACGGCGUGGUGCCUUGCGUCGAAAUCAUGACGGGCGCGCCGUUCCCACUCACUCGUUCGGAGCACUGUCAGUACGAUGCUUGCGUUCCGCGCGAGCAUACUCGCAAAUCGUUGCACGAUGAGUGGCUGAUCCAAAUCGAACAGCCCGUCGAGUGGAAUCAGCAUAGACGCGUCGCCGGCGGUGAUUAUUCGAUAGGCGAUCCUAUUGCCGAGGAAGGUGUGGUCCUGGAUCCGCGACACAUCAUGGCCGCCGCUUCGGUCGGCGUCGACAGUUUCCACUGCUUCCGACGAGUCCGCGUCGGCGUGCUCUCCACGGGUGCAGAAUUGCUCCAAGAAUCCGAUUCCCGGCGCACAAAUGAUCGGAGCAAAAUACCAGACGCAAACGCUCCAUACCUACUUGCUGCAAUGCGGGAGCUCGGCGCGGAGAGCCACUUUCUUGGAACGGCUCCGGACGGGUUGAUAGAAACGUCGGAACAUAUCCGCAGCGUGAUGACAUCUGCAUCCUUCGACAUUAUCGUCAGCUCUGGGGCAGUAUCCGCAGGCACAAUGGACCACAUACCAGAAGCGCUGAAGACUCUGCAAGCCGCCAUACACUUUCACCAUGUGGCGAUCAGACCGGGCCACCCAGCUCUGUUGGCGACUGUCCCUCUUCCCAAUCAAGUAGAUGAGAAGGUCACGUAUUUCGGCUUACCUGGCAACCCCAUUGCAGCGGCUGCAUGUUUUCGCUUCUUGUUCAUGCCCUACUACCACGGUCUACUCGGGAAUUCCCAAGUACCAUGCACCACGGCAACGCUGAGACGGAAUCCCCAGGAGCCAGACGCGAGGAUCCGAGGUCUCGUAUUCUCCAAUGCCAAACAGGUUGACCACUUCCGACACGGUCGCGCCGAGAUGGUGGAAGGGGAGCUCGUUGCGCAAUUCAGCGCUCAACAGAGUCCCGCAAAGAUAAGUCCCUUCAUCGCGGCGAACUGCUGGAUCCACGUGCCACCGGCAACGGGUGAAGUGCUGGCCGGAGAUCGCCUGCAUGUAUACUUUCUGCAUGAUUCGAGCAUUCCGGUGUUAGGAUGAGGAAGCAUUCAUGUCUGCUGCAAACGCCGCUGCUUGACUCCAUUCGCCGGGCGUAUUGGUAUUCAGGAGCGAGCGGUCAUCGAGUGCUCGGAUCGUCUUCCCCUUGAGUUGCUGCACUACAACCUUCGGUCCUGUACAGCCAUGCAUGACAUUUGAAUGGAGACGCGCCAGGGCUUCAGGACCCCAGAGGCCGAGGAGUGGCUCGGCCCAGCCCUGCAUGUUUUCGAAACAUGUCAAG
This is a messenger RNA of Neohortaea acidophila, 2077 nucleotides long. RefSeq names its product MoeA, N-terminal and linker domain-containing protein. Gene Ontology annotation, cellular component: cytosol; cytoplasm. The transcript has a single exon. Gene Ontology annotation, biological process: molybdenum incorporation into molybdenum-molybdopterin complex; Mo-molybdopterin cofactor biosynthetic process. Bases 475 to 1839 code for a protein of 454 amino acids. Gene Ontology annotation, molecular function: molybdopterin molybdotransferase activity. NCBI's taxonomy places the organism in Eukaryota, Fungi, Ascomycota, Dothideomycetes, Mycosphaerellales, Teratosphaeriaceae. The record is from RefSeq and is a predicted model, not a curated record.